AAACAAGUCCAACCGUAAAACGGCCCCAUCAAGCCCAUAACCCAAAUCCUUCCCGCGUAUUAAUUCUAACGGAAAAAAACCCCUUGAAUUUCGCCUUCCCGCUCCCCCCAAUCUCUUCAAAAUUUCAGCGCCUAAAUAACUUUCCCUUUCUCUUCCAUUUCCCAAAACCCUCACACUCUCUCUCUAACCUAAUUUUUCAAUUCUCUUCCCAAUCUCUUUUCACCAUGGCAGGUAAGCGCAAAACUAGGUCAUCCUCCACAUCUGCCAUCGGUGACGCUGUAACCUGCAAUUCAAAUUCCGGUGACACUCAAACCAAAUCUACAAAACAGACGAGGUCAUCCUCAUCCUCGUCGCAGAAGAAAUCUCGAAGAAAGACAGAUCUGGAUAUUGCUUCUUCAGGUGCGGAAAAGAAGCAAGCGAGUGAAGCUGUUCGAGUGACUGUUGAUGGUGUUGACGGCAACGGUGGUGGUGAUGUUGAAGUUUCUAACUCCAAAUUUCUUGGAGAUCCGGUUCCUGAUGAGGAAGCUAAACGGCGGUGGCCAAUACGGUAUCAAGAGAAGGAGAAGAAGAAAUCCAAUGGUUCAAAGUCAAAUAGUGAUAAUGAGGAAAUUAUUCGAGCUCGACAUCACUACACGCAGGCAUAUGUUGACGGGGGUGCGAUUUACAAUCUCUAUGACGAUGCACAUGUGCAAGGCGAGGAAGGAGGGGAACAUUAUAUCUGUAAAAUCAUUGAGAUGUUCGAGUCGAUUAAUGGGAAAUUGCACUUCAGGGCACAAUGGUAUUAUAGAGCAAAUGACACCGUCAUUAAACAUCUUGGACAUCUUAUCGAACCAAAGCGAGUUUUCUUUUCAGAAGUCCAAGAUGACAAUCCAUUGGAUUGUCUUGUUGAAAAAUUAAACAUUGCUCGAUUACAACUAACGGUAGAUUGUGAUGCAAAGAAGGAAAAAAUUCCACCAUGUGAUUAUUACUGUGACACUCUCUAUCUUCUGCCAUACGCUACAUUUGUUAAAUUACCAUCAGAAAACAAGGAAACUGGUAGUGAGACUUCCUCAACAAUUUCUUCUGAUAUUGAAGUAAAUGGUAAAUCAGAGGUGAACUCGAAACCUGCCAGCACUUUAAACAGUGUCGAAAAUAAACAACCAGAAAUGAAGUUGCUAGAUUUGUAUUCUGGUUGUGGAGCAAUGUCAACUGGUCUAUGUCAAGGUGGAAUUCUAUCCGGGUCGAAUAUUGUUACGAGAUGGGCAGUUGACAUUAAUGAAGAUGCUUGUAAGAGUCUUAAACUAAACCAUCCUGAAACUGAGGUUCGAAAUGAAACCGCAGAAAAUUUCCUUUUGUUAUUGAAGGAAUGGGAGAAGCUAUGUUGCUACUUCUCCUUAAUAACAAAUAUGGUUCCACAUGAAGAAUUUACAAAACUUUUUAAUGAGGAAGUGGAAGAAGAUGAUAGCGCUGAGAUUGAAGAGAACACCGGUGAAGAAAUCUUUGAAGUUUUCAAAGUACUUGCUGUAUGUUAUGGUGUUCCAAAAACCAAAAAGAAAAUCAAAAACAAACUUGGGCUAUACUUUAAGGUUUCUUGGAAGGGCUAUGGUCCUAAUGCAGAUUCAUGGGAACCUAUUGAAGGUUUAAGUAAUUGUAAGGAAAGAAUAAGAGAUUUCGUGAUUCGAGGCUUUGAAUCGAACAUCUUACCAUUGCCGGGACUUGUGGAUGUGGUAUGCGGAGGUCCUCCUUGUCAAGGAAUAAGCGGCUUCAACCGCUUUAGGAACGAUCAGAAUCCUUUAGAAGAUGAAAAAAAUCAACAACUAGUUGUAUUCAUGGAUAUUGUUCGGUAUCUUCGGCCAAAAUAUGCAUUGAUGGAAAAUGUUGUCGACCUUGUUAAGUUUUCAGCCGGUUAUCUUGGAAGAUAUGCGUUGGGGCGUCUUGUUCAAAUGCACUAUCAGAGUCGCAUGGGAAUUAUGGCGGCAGGAGCUUAUGGGCUUCCACAGUUUCGGCUACGUGUAUUCAUAUGGGCUGCCGCACCUUCUGAGAAGCUACCUCAAUUUCCAUUUCCGACUCAUCAUGUCGUGGUACGAGGUGUUAUUCCUUCGGAGUUUGAGGGAAACACAGUUGCUUAUAACGAAGGGCAUACUGUUAAGCUGCAAAAGAUACUUGUAUUGGAAGAUGCUAUUUCCGACUUACCUCCGAUUGAAAAUAAUGAAACUCGAGAUGAUAUGCAAUAUGUCAAUCCUCCUCAGACAGAGUUUCAAACGUUCAUUAGAUUAAGUGAAAUCGAAAUGUUAGGUAUUUCAGCUGAAAAAAAAUCUUCAAAAUCCUUGUUGCAUGAUCAUCGUUCUUAUAAAAUGAAUACCGAUGAUUAUCAACGUGCGUGUCUGAUUCCAAUAAGAAAGGGAGCAUGCUUCAGAGAUUUACGAGGUGUUCGUGUACGUGCUGACAAUAAAGUUGAAUGGGAUCCUAAUGUGGAACGUGUAUAUUUGCCGUCUGGAAAACCAUUGGUACCGGAUUAUGCAAUGAGUUUUGUGAAUGGAACUUCGUCAAAACCAUUUGCUCGACUAUGGUGGGAUGAAACUGUUCCAACUGUUGUGACGAGACCUGAACCUCAUAAUCAGGCAAUUUUGCAUCCAGAGCAAGAUAGAGUGUUAUCCAUUCGUGAAAAUGCAAGACUUCAAGGUUUUCCCGACUUUUAUAAGUUAUGUGGAUCUGUAAAAGAAAGAUACAUUCAAGUUGGGAACGCAGUUGCAGUUCCGGUUGCUCGAGCUUUAGGAUAUAGUCUUGGUCUUGCAUUUCAAGGUGUUGCUGGUGAUGGACCAUUGUACACAUUACCUGAUAAAUUUCCUAUGAUUAAAGAACAUGUUUCCUCUGAAUUAUUUGAAGAAGUUGCUUAAUGUAAGUUAGUUUGUAUGAUUAUAAUUUAUCAGAUAAUCAGAAGUUGAAUUUGUAUGAUUGAUGUUUUUUUGGUGGAAUUAUUAUCAUUGUUGUAUAACAAUAUUCUUCAACUUUGUUAUUCAAUAGUUAAAAAACUAGACGAAAA
Messenger RNA from Trifolium pratense (red clover), 3022 nucleotides. Its product is annotated as DNA (cytosine-5)-methyltransferase CMT3-like. NCBI's taxonomy places the organism in Eukaryota, Viridiplantae, Streptophyta, Magnoliopsida, Fabales, Fabaceae. Gene Ontology annotation, cellular component: nucleus. The record is from RefSeq and is a predicted model, not a curated record. The transcript has 20 exons. Gene Ontology annotation, molecular function: chromatin binding; methyltransferase activity. The coding region runs from base 225 to 2876 and encodes 883 amino acids.